Messenger RNA from Lycium barbarum (goji berry), 418 nucleotides. RefSeq lists its product as uncharacterized. The transcript has 3 exons. The coding region runs from base 48 to 323 and encodes 91 amino acids. The record is from RefSeq and is a predicted model, not a curated record. Lineage: Eukaryota; Viridiplantae; Streptophyta; Magnoliopsida; Solanales; Solanaceae.
GCAAUAAGAAGCACAACAAAAUUUAAAAAGUCUUUCUCUUAGGCAAUAUGAACAAGGCUUCAAGGACAGUGUUUUUGGUAGUCACCUUCUUGAUCAUUUCAUGUGGUGCAGUGAUGGGACAGACGUGUAAGAGUCCCACGGAUUGUCGAACGGGAUGUGAAAUAGGGUAUCCCUAUUGUGUUAGUGGGGCUUGCUAUUGUUUAGCACCAAAUACAUACCCCACCGACCGUAAAGGAGAGAAGUGUAAGACUACAGCAGAUUGUCAUGUAAAAUGCAGACCUGGGAUGCUAUUUUGUUAUGAUGGGACUUGUGCAUGUUUUUAGAACAAAACACAUUCCAUUGUUUUUGAAGGAGCGUCAUUGUAUAAGAUAAUGUUUACUUGACGAAAUAAAUGGCAAUAAAGUUUACUGUUGCAUCA